Messenger RNA from Rhododendron vialii, 1272 nucleotides. RefSeq names its product EPIDERMAL PATTERNING FACTOR-like protein 2. The record is from RefSeq and is a predicted model, not a curated record. Gene Ontology annotation, biological process: guard cell differentiation; stomatal complex development. The transcript has 3 exons. NCBI's taxonomy places the organism in Eukaryota, Viridiplantae, Streptophyta, Magnoliopsida, Ericales, Ericaceae. The coding region runs from base 679 to 1122 and encodes 147 amino acids.
AAGAAGAGGGGAUACAAAAGUGGAGGGGACAAUUUGAGUGACAAAUGAAAGAAGAGGAAAAAGAAAAAACCCCAUAGCCCUAUAAACCAGCCGUCCCCAUCAUCUGAAUUUCACAGUCUCCACGUUGGGAUUUCUUCUCCUAGACACUAGAGAGAGAGAGUAGUGUUUUUUGUUCUAUUUCUUGCUUGUAUUUUCUGCCCGUUUCCUCUCUCAGAUCAGGUUGGUUACUGGUGCAGUAGUUUCUAACAGUGAUUACUCCCUUUUGCUUUUCUGUACGCAUACAGGUAGCCUUUUCCUCAGUGGCCGUGUUCGUGAAACGAGGCCGAGAGAGGUUAAAUUUUCCCAUUCUCUGGGCUCUUGUUAAGUUCCUUUCUCUCUGUUUUGAGAAAAAAGCCCUGCCUCCAGUCUUUUUGCCCCUCCUCUUUUCUAUCUCUAUCUCUAUCAUUUAAAACAGCGUAAGUCCAUAGAUUUGAUUUUCAAAAGCUACUCUCAUCUCUCUGCAUACUUUUUCCCCUCUCUCAUAGUCCUUUUCUACUUUCUUUGUUCUGUUUUUUCUUUGUUCUUUUUGGAUUUAUAAACCCUUUCUGCUCAUUCCCAUUUCUACCCAACACUCCAGCUCCAUAGAAAUCAUUUCAUCUCUCUCUCUCUCUCUCUCUCUCUCUCUCUCUGUAUUCACAAAUGGGUUGGGCUCAAAAUUGUGGAUGCUGCCACAGAAAUCAAAAGCUGAUCUUUCCGUUGAUCUCUCUGUUGAUCUUAUCGAGCUUGACUAACGCCGGAUACAUGGUUGAAGGUAGAACAAUUUCCAAGCUUUUUCACUCUGCUUCUCAAGUAGACCAUGCUCCGAAGGGAAUUAGGGAAGAGAAGGUGGUUGUGCCGGUGGCCGGAGUGGGCAGAAGAAGGGCGUUGAUAGGGUCGAGGCCGCCGAGAUGUGAUAGAAAGUGCAGUUCUUGUGGGCACUGUGAAGCAAUCCAAGUUCCAAUUGUACCCCUGCUCAGAAACCAUAACAACAUGCAUGCCACUCCGAUUAGAAGCUCAAUUGCGUCUUCGAGAGGCGAUUAUAUCUCCAACUACAAGCCCAUUUGCUGGAAGUGCAAAUGCGGGGACUUCAUUUUCGAUCCCUGAUCAUUGUAAUUAAUUUUUUUGCCUUUCUUUUCCUACUUUUUUUGUCAAAAAAAAAAAAAAAAAAAGGAAAGGAAAGAGAUGUAACUGGUUUUCUUGCAUGUUUGUGCGUAGAGUGGUCAAUUAAUAUCUCAUGUAUGAUUUUUGCCAAAA